AUGGGCAAGAAGAAGCGCGGGAGUGACGUGGAGACGGCGCCGGAGCUCAGCUUCGUGGGGGGUGGUGUCCUCAACAUGAUCAUCCUCAAGGGGGCGGAUGGCAUCCAACAUAUCACAGCGGACACCGCCGCCUUCCUCGAGGAUAAGCGAGUGAUACGUAGCACCAACAUGGAUCAGGUGACCUUCUCCCCAAAUAUCAUCUUCAAGGUCACUCUUGACUUUGCAGAGGCAAUGCCGUGCGUUCCCGAGAUUGCGGUGCGCGAGACAACAGACUGGAUGCUGCUAAGCUGCGCGGGAACGCACGCAUACUACUCGACGGUAGACCAGCGCCUCGUUCUGCAGCAGUGCAAGGCAUCCCUGCAGAGCAACAUACCGGAGUUAGAGUAUCCCAUCUCCCUUGUGCUUCGGUUUGACGAUGAUCAGUGGUUAGUCGAGUGCGUCAGGCGCUAA
Leishmania braziliensis MHOM/BR/75/M2904 is the source of this 450-nucleotide messenger RNA. RefSeq lists its product as hypothetical. The transcript has a single exon. The record is from RefSeq and is a predicted model, not a curated record. Bases 1 to 450 code for a protein of 149 amino acids. NCBI's taxonomy places the organism in Eukaryota, Euglenozoa, Kinetoplastea, Trypanosomatida, Trypanosomatidae.